GCAGUUCUUCAGCCACAUGAGCUUCCGCAAGGGGCUACAAAUGUUCACCUACCUGAGCCUGAUCUGUGCUUUCAUCCGCGCCAUUCACAUGUGCGUCCGCCUGUCCAUGUUUGUCGUGGAGGCCUGCGACGAAUACUUUCAAGACUUCACGAUGAACGACGACGAGGAUGAGGAAGAAGUAGACCUUAUCAAAACGAAAAAUCUUCCCUUCACCCCAUAUCAAAACAAAAUUUCUAAUGCUGGAUCUGCAUUUGGAUACACAAAUCAUAAUCAAAAUUGUGAUGCAGUAGAGGACUGCACACAGAACAGAUACAGAUCCUCAGCCUAGGUAGGGGCCUCUUGUUGUAGGCGCCUAGCAUGGUAGACGGCUACCCUGUAGACCUUACAGCAUUACAAAUCGCCUGCGUAUUAACGUGGCGGACAGCUGCCUGAGUGUGCCGCCUUGCAACACUCACCCGAUUUGUGGCCACAAAUCUGCAUCACAAAUUUUCAGCAGGAGGAUGCGGCUUCAAUAUGGGGCGGGGGGACUUUUCCUAAUGAUAGCCCUCCACCACGGGGCAACAUCUUCUAUUGAUCUUCAUCAUGGUGAAACUGGAAUUCUGGAUGGGGAUCAUGAGACAACAUUUGCUGAGGAACAUGGACAAAAUGGACAAUAUCGAGAUGAAGUAGGCGGUAUUUUUGCGCAGGAGCAAGCUACGCACCCUGGUCCUGGUGUUGAUAUCUUUGCGGCCAACUACACAGACGACCACCAGGACGAACGCGGGGAGGGGCACCACAUUGUCCCGCAGGGACUGCUGGU
Messenger RNA from Amoebophrya sp. A120, 799 nucleotides. NCBI's taxonomy places the organism in Eukaryota, Dinophyceae, Syndiniales, Amoebophryaceae. The record is from the annotation of a GenBank genome assembly.